AUGGGACUAUCCAAAAAUUUACUUAAAUCUGAUCAAUUUUGUCCCAAAAUUGGGAGCUUGCGAUUGUUUUCAAGAAAUCAGUCCAUGAACUUAGCACAAAAUCUGUCUAUGGCUGACAUGAAAAAUCCAAUCGAAUUAAAAACUGAAGCUAAUGAGCUUUUUAAAAAAGGGCUAUACCGAGAAGCUAUUGGCUUAUAUGACGAAUGCCUUGGUUUAUAUGGGGUUGAUAAGAGUAUGAAAUUGGUGUUACAACGCAACAAAGCCCAGUGUUUUUUAAACCUGAGAAACUUUGGUGACGCCCUGACGGCUGCACUGGAAGCUCUCAGUAUCUCUCCUGGUGAUCCAAAGGCGCUCUAUCGUUGUGCACAAGCAUAUGAAGGUAAAGGAAUGUUAAAAGAAGCUUUAGAAACUGGAAGAAGGCUUAUUCUGGUUGACCCUAAGAAUAAAGCAGCUCAGAAUCUGACUCACAAACUGGAAACUUCAGUUGCUUCGUACGUCGCAGAAUCUGAAAGCCUUACAGGGAAACUAAACAAGAUGUUCGACAUCGUAAAUGACAACUCCAGCUCUGCCGAUCAAAUAGAACAGGCUAUAGUUAAUUUAUCUAUCUUGAUAAAAGAAAACCCCAAAGUUGCAAGUUCGCUGAUCUGGACAAAUCCCAGUUUGUCGAAGAUUUAUUCCGUUUGCCGGAACUUUAAUCAUAAGUUGACCAUUGCUUGUCAUCGUUUGUUGGCUCAGCUUGUGGAAAAUGAGCGAGAUCGGGGUCUUACUGUUUUACAUGAACUUACACCACAGUAUUUUGUAAACGGGAUAUUUUCACGUAAUCCUGACCAUUCGCUGGAACGAUGUCGAUUUUUAAAUGCUAUAUUGGAAUCACUUACUCAGUUGAAAGCUUAUCAUUGUGCUAAAGAAGCUGCAAGCGUUCAUGAGGAGACUGAAAGUAAAAAAGUCGCACCAUGUUCUUACCCGAAAUACAAGAUUGACUCUACAGUUGAAAAGCCAGUGGAGGAAAUUUUAACAAGUCUUCUUCGGUCUGUAAAUAGCUAUCGGUUAUGCCCCAAAACUCGAGACUAUAUUUUGGAAAUAUUGGUUAGAUAUGUACCAUCUGAUAAAGGUAUUGGAUGGUCACAGAAAAUUUUUAAAAUAGAAGGUGUUAUCGAUUCUUUACUAGAGAUAGCUUGUGCAAGUGGAAUAACCUCAUUAAGAAAUUGGCGUUCAUCUCGUAUUAAUAAACAUACCAAUAAAGAACUAAUUUCUAAUAAACAUGAAAUAUCAUGUCAAAAUUCACCAGAUGGAAUUCGUUUAGCUACUACAAGUGAUACACGUAUGACUGUAGCUUGUUUGUUAGCUAAAAUAUGGGAUGAUUUAACUUCAGACAAAAGUCGAGAUGAAUACACCAAAAUAUGCAAAGAUUUUAUCAUUGAAUUAUUCGCUGAUAACUAUAUAGAAAGUAAGGUUGAAGCUGCUUCAGUUAUUGGUACAUUAUUCCUCGGACCUUAUGAAGUUGGAUCAGGAAUAAUUUCUCAAGAAGGGGUUUUUGAUGGUCUAUUACUUCUUACACAAUGUGAGAAUAAACUUUAUCAGACAGUUGCAUUAGAUACAAUUGUAAUUGCCACACAUAAGAAACAACAAUGUUUAAGUAUAAUUUCUAAAGCUGUUCCUUUAUUACAAUCAUUGUAUAAAAGUGAAAAUGAUGGUACUAGAAUUCGAGCACUUGUUGCUUUAUGUAAACUUGGUGCCGCUGGUGGUACAGAUGCUAGUGUGAAAAGUCUUACAGAAGGCUCUAAUCUACUUCUUCUCAAAGCAUGUCGUCGGCUAUUAUUGGGUAAACGACAACCAGAUCCUGAUGUAGAUGAUAUUUCUGCAAAUAAAUCAGCCGAUGUUCAUUUUAAUUCUGAAGGAGAAGUUGUUGUAGAUGAUAAUGAUGACGAUGAUGAUGAAAUUCGAAUUGAAGACGUAUCAGCUAGUCAACCAGUGGAGAAAAGAAAGGAUAACAAACCUGUAAAUGGUUCUACUGCUAGUACUAUUCAUUUCGAUGAUUUAGAUUCUGCUCAUUGGGCUGUUGAAGGUAUGGCUUAUAUAACAAUGAAUGCAGAUGUUAAAGAGGAAAUAAUUAACGAUGGUCAUUUAGUGUCAGCUUUAUUACGUUUUGCUGAACAUUGUCAAAAAGACUCAUCAUUUGCUUUAUGCAGUGUUUUAGCUCAUUUAACGAAUAGUUUUGAACGUCAACAAAUUGAACCGGAAAUCCUUGAAUUAGCGAAAUUUUCUAAACAACAUAUUCCAGAAGAUCAUCCAUACGAUUCAGAUGCAUAUAUUCAAGAACGUCGUCAAAAAUUAAUCAAUAUGGGUUUAGCUUCUUCAUUAUAUCAGUUGACAAUGCGUGUAGCUACUGCUUUGGUCGGAACAAAUCAGGGUUUGUUCGAACUAAUUUCUCGCAUUUAUUUAGCCUGUUCCGAAUUAGUUGAAUGUCGUGGUAAACUUGUACAAGGUGGUUCUGGGAAAGCUCUUCUUAAAUUAUCAAAGAGUACUUUGAAUACCGAUACAGGUAAAACGUUAGCUUCUCAAGCUCUUGCUCGUUUAACUAUCACUGCAGAUCCACGUGUAACAUUUCCAGGACAAAAGUCAUUGGAACUUGUUCGCCCACUGCUUCAUUUAAUUCAUGCAGAUUGUAAUGCAUUACAAAAUUUUGAAGGUCUAUUGGCUUUGACAAAUUUAGCUUCAUUGGGAGAUACACAUCGUUAUCGUAUCAUGGCAGAACAUGGAUUACCGUUAAUUGAUCACUGUCUUUUUGAAGAUCAUCCAAUGAUCAGGAGAGCUGCAACAGAAUGUGUAGCUAAUUUAGCUCAAUCUCAUGGCUUUGUUAUAUCUUCCGGUGGUACUAUUCCUUUGGAUGAUACAGAUUUAGCUAAGAAAUUAUCAUAUCUUACAUGUCCUACAGAACGUGUAAAAUUGCUAGUUUUAUAUUGUGGAGAAUUAGAUGAUUUACUUCUUGUACGUGCAGCUUCUGGAGCUUUGGCCAGUAUGUCAUAUGAUCCAGGGAUUAUACGGAAAAUUACUAAUGUCUCCUCAUGGUUUGAGAUUAUUCAAACACUAGCUGGGCACUUUUCAUGCGCGUUACAACAUCGAGCCGCUCAUAUCUUGCAAAACUUUGUUCUACAUGGUGAACGAUCUCUUGGUGAAUACUUUUGCAAAUCAAACAUGUUUGAAGUUCUAUUAUCAUUGAGUCUAUUGCCAGAUAUCGAUCCGGCGGAUCAAGUGCUACCGGAUAUUAAACCUUUGUAUCCCGGGUGCAGUGAUGGACGUAUUCGGGAAUUAGAACAAAAAGAUCGUGAGAGCACAAGAGAAUGUUCCAAAAAAGCUUUAGAACGUUUAAAAGAGCUUGGACUUGUGCAGAAAAUUCCGAACUAAUGAGAAGAAAUAGUCGUUAAAAUAACAAUGAACAAGUCAGACAUACGCAUUUCCAAUUUUUACUUUAAAAAAAUUAUUUACUGGUUUUUAUGCAUGUUGAUUUAUUUUAUGAAAACUUUUAUUUGUUAGUAUUUUUACCGAAUUUAUCAAUUAAAGCCCACCGCAUGUUGCCUUAAAUAUAAUUUAUAUCUCAUAGAUGCUUUUUUCUGUUUAUAUUUACCUACACAUAGUU
Molecule: messenger RNA, 3637 nt
Organism: Schistosoma curassoni
Lineage: Eukaryota; Metazoa; Platyhelminthes; Trematoda; Strigeidida; Schistosomatidae
Source: the annotation of a GenBank genome assembly